AUGAUGCCUGAUGAAUAUCUCUCGAGGCUCGUUAUUGACACUUCGCGAUCCCUUGCCAAACGGUUAAAUAUCAACUGUGUCAUAAACUCAAUUUUGGAUGUUAAUAUCAGUCUUUUUGAACAGUUUCUCUCGUUGCUGGAUUCCGAAACGUCUAAAAGUAUGCAUCUAAAUUAAUUUGAAAAACACCAUCCGCCUUCCAGAUGAAUCUGAUGAUUUGGAGGCAAGAUACCAGUUUAUUUUGGAUUGGCUUUCAUCUGAAUUGGAGUCUGAAAUAUCUCAUAUCAGUGCGACAUCACUGGCCAACUUUGACCCCCUCCAUCUGAAGAAUUUGCUGGAAAUAUUCUCCUUGCUACUUGAAGAGAACAUUUCGGGAGAUGCAACGCUGUCUUACAAAGUACCAGAGCCGAGGUGAAUUUGUAUUUUUUGUAGAUUCGUCCGUUUUAUUCAUUUUUCUUAAUAAGUCUUCUCGUGCCAUCAAAUAUGCUGUUAUUUUGUCAUAUCGUGCCGUCUGUUUAUUGCAGGUUAACCUCUCUCUCCGCUAAAUCCGAUGACGUUUCCGGUGAAAAUGGACCUGAUGAAAUUGCGGCGGUGAAUUGUUCGGCCGUCUCAUGUCCCCUGUCGAUUGUGGGAUUAAAUUUGGAAAGUCGCCUAGAGUACCUGCAAAGUAAACUUGCCCAGAUGUUUCCGCCUGAAGACUGCUCCUUGUGGCAUAAUCAGCAGAAAAUCUCCAAUCGGUUAGAUCGAACACCCCCAAAACGUCUCUUUGAUUCAGCGAGUGACUCCCAAACUGUGAGCCAUUGCCUUCUUUUAUCCCACAUUUCUCUGUAAGUAGGUAGCAUACACACCCUGGUAGUUCACUUGUGUGCUUUUUUGUUUCCUUCAGAUAAGUCUUUGCAGACACGCAGUGCAUUCUUGAAUACCAUCCGUCUAAGCAGCUUUCAGGGCCGGAACUCUGACAUGACAGCCACUGUCCUGGUGACAUGCGGGAAUUCUUCUUGCUUAGGCAGAAGUGGUCAAGCUUGCUUGCAUGCCUUUAUUGUAUUUUCCGGGUCUUUGCAUCAUAGAAUCGUAUUGCCAAGAUGCCAUCGCUUGUACGUCCUUGAUCCCUUGCUGAGAAGGGUGCUGCCACAUUUCCAACCAGAAUGGCGAGCCACCGAAGGCCCGAUUGGUCUCAGAGGUCCGGCUGCAACUUUUUAACCGAUUAUACUGUUUUUUAGAUAGCAUCUUAUAGUUACAUAGGUUUGUCCUCAGCUUUAAAGCGAAUUUUACCGUCAUUUUACAUGGGUUUGUUACAUUCUGAAAACGACGUUGGUUGACACAUUGCUCAUGUCUUUUCCAUAGCAAUGGCUAGGAUGAAGUUUGCACAUCUGGGAACAAAAUGUCCACUUUCUGCUCCCUCUCCACCUAAGUUGUGUCGGCAUGGGCACCGACUUUGGUCGCUUCCGUCUUACCCUGCGCGUCCAACGUUGAGUUUCUCGUUGGUUCGGUAGUUUGGUCACUUUCCAGACCUCUCCUUACAUUAUAUAUUCAUCAGCAUGACGGGGGUCAUCAGACUUAGGAAACGGCACAAAAACCCUUCUCUGCCCCUCUCUUGUCGCUCCCGGAAUCCAUUUUUAUUCUUGAAGAGUCCUUGGAGGUGUGCAUUCAUGCAAACAUAUGCAACGCGUAUAAAUACUUUUUUCCAGUACUGGAAAGAAGGUUAAUUGGCAGUUGUCACAGGCGGUAGUCCCCAUUUCGUUUGUAUGGGUAGGGAGUGAUGACAUUCCUGAAAUAUUUCAUUAUUUGCCCGUUUCUUCGCGUCUCCCGAAACAAGGCCAUUCUGAUAAAAAGCUGAUGGCCACCGAGUAUGUGGACUUUUGCCGGAAGCAUUCUAACUAUAUUCCUUAAGUCAUGUGGUUAGUACUGUCUUACAGAUCUCGUCAGCAGACAUUUCCAGUCCGUUUUUUUCCUAUGUUUAACUGUGUUAGUAGAAUGCCUAUUAGUAUAUUCUGCUGUCUUAGAUUAUUUGUUUAAUUUAUUGUGAUUAUAUUCUAUUCUAACGAUAAAAACGCCUGCAUCUGUCUUUGUUUGAUACAGCUGAACACAGUUUUCUGGAAGCGACAGAAGUUGUUUUGUUGGUAACUGCAUACUGCCGAAUUCCCCUGGAUGCAUCCGCUCUAACUCUUGUGAAUGACGUUGCCUCCUUUCUUAGCCUGGUUUGUUGGAAUUGUCAAAUGGAAAUUCAGAAAUAAGAUUCUUUCUCGUCGAGUUCUUUGCUAUUCCAUCCAUCCAUCGUCCAUCUCUCCAAGGUCACGAAACUUCUGAACGUCGUUUGUUUUGCAGACGAGUGUCAAACGUUUGACAGUAUCCACAGCCCGAUAUAUCGUUUGUUGGGCCGUUGAUCAUACAUACACAUAGUAUGUGGGCAAUGGAAGCCAACUGUUGUGGUUGAAUGACGAUGUCCGCCAGGCUGCGAAUAUCUAUUCCGUUCUCUACUGUAUUUGUCAAUAUUAGUUUUGCAUUAUUGAUUGUUGUUGUGUUGCCGCUCGCGAUUGCUGUAGACUAACACCCCAGAGUGGACGAAACGGGCAUGUUUCAUCUUGCAGUUAGAUCGGUUAAGCGCCAUCCUUGAAACAAUUUUUGUUUCCUAUACUCGCGUAGUUACCGCGGACAAUUACACAUUUUCGUUUUCAGGAGUCAGUGACCCAGUCGCCCCCGAGCACUGCUGCCCCCGUCCCGGUCCCAGCACCACGUUGCAAACUAUCCGCAGCACCUGCAUCCCGCUCCAUCCUCAAACCCGUUGAGGUACCGCUCUCACACGUUGUAGCGCCGAUCUCCUUCCGCUGGUCAGACCCCCAACCGCGCUAUACCAGGCGACGUAAUGGCGUGGCUCUCUUGGAGGAUCUGCUUAGGGAGCUGCCCGGCAUCACACUAAGCCGAGAGACGCAGAAUUAUCUACAGAAGCGAUUAGGUAAAUCAAUUUUCGAAAAUGGAAAAGCACUCUAGCAGAAGGGGCUCUAGCCACCAAACCUCAUAUGCGCAUGUACAUUUUCCACAACUGACGCAUAGCUAUUUCACCAUUCUCGCUUGUAUUGCAAACGCAGUACUUGAUUGUUGACUGGGCUCUCUGAUAACGUCCUCAUCUAGUAAAGACGAAUGCGCUUAGUAUCUCCGCGCGACCAAAUACCCCGCUUUUCGAAGGAGUCGUCUAAUUUAACUCACUAGUCCUUCGAGGGACAAUGGGGAAAUAUUUUCUAGCUGUGUAAUGGUUUCGUGUUUAAUAAACUUUUUGUAGGCAAAUGUUUGGUGAUUAUAGGGAGCCUGCCCCCUAAAUUUCAGUGUUGUAACUGCCGUUUACUAGGUCUGAUAACUGGAGUUAAGUUUUCAUGAAUUUUUCUGCCUACUCUCGGGUAAAAGAAGAGCAAUAAAGAGGAAAGACAGGCAGAGAAUGGUGCUGUUGUCUACUACCGCGCAAAUCGGGAUCGAACAUCGUAAGUCGUUGCGACACAAUACCCUUGAAUGUCUAGUGUUGAUCUUCUCAGCAUCAUUGGCCUUUGGCUCUUUGCUUCGGCUGGUCCAGUUUAAGGGGCUUUUUUGCGAUUUCUGAGCGCGAACGUAGGUAUCUUUGUCCGCCACUCUGACACUAAUUUGAGGUCCCAGGAUAGUAUUUCUGAUUGUGUUGCUGUCGAAAGUGUUCCUUUUUUAUUAUUGUUGUUAAAGCGAAUAUGAUGAUAACAGUGGUUUUUUUCCCGCUCUUGGCUCCUCGCACUCCCGCCCGGGAACCAGAAAGCUUUUAUAGUUCAAAUGAUUCCUCCCGCUCGACAAAAGACUCUGCUGCUACUUCGGGCGACAUGGGCAUGACAUCGGCCUUAGCCCGUAGUCUCAGUGAACUUGAGUUGAAACAGCGCGAACGAUUGACUCUAAUACAUCGUCAGGAGGAGAGGACGACAAGAUUACAUGCUAGUCGUAAUCAGGAGGACUUCUGUCGACAACUGAGAGCGGAGAUGCGGGAACGCAAGCGUCAGGAGGUGCGUGCACGUUGCUAUCAACGGCAGUUUGUGGAUCACUUCCGGGCCCAGAAGCUCGCCCAAAAAGCAGAUGAGGAACUGGUAGGUCACCAUUUAAAUGCGCGUAACUUAUGUCAACUCACCUUUGAAUCGAGUGGAUUGUUAGCCGUACCCCUCUCUUACCUAUCAGACAGUAUUCUACUACCGCCAUUGAUGAUUUUAGUGGUGGUCAUGGUCGUGGGGAUUGCCAUUGCACGUGGUCAUCAUGUUCUGCAUCAAUCAUUUUUUUAGCAGUUUGCCGUUCCUUUGAAAUUCAUCUCAAGUUAUUGUUUCUUUUGUUGGACUCAAUGACUGUGUUUAUUUUUGACCUGAAAGUAUGACUAGUAACUGGUGUUCUCUAUGUCGACGAUGCUUUGAUAUGUAGCCUUUGCUUCGGAGGUAGGUCUAUUAACCUGUUCUUACUGGGAUUAUUUCCACUCAGUAUGGCCGUGACCAGACCUAACCGGUCUCGAUGGAGUCGCCGACUGUACCGAUCUCUGGCAACGAUUUGGCGAACUCUAUCCACUCUUCACCGACGCAGUCCGAAUACCAAAGGUUCAAAAAUCACUUCUUUGCCUCGACAGACUAUGUCGAGCCAGAUUUUAAGUUGAACUUAUCUUCGACGAUUACACGCGGGUAUCAGCGUCACACUGAUGCCAGUGGCAUCGAGGAGUGGGUAAUGAGAAAUGUGCCCAAACUACCACAGUCGUCUCUCCAUGGGACUUCCAUCAACAUUUUACUGAUGAAAACGGGGCUGUGGCAUGGGUGAGGGAGUGCGGUCGUCGGCUUCACUAUUACCGAUUAUCAUCGUCAGCAAGCACCCACCUAGGAUGCUGAAUGUUUUUCCCUUUUUGUCUGAGAUUCUGACCUUAACUCCUGCACUACCAAAGCCUGUCAGUUGGCCUUUACCAGCAAGAAUUAUUUGUCAAUAAAUUUGCAUACUUUUCGGAAAAACGAUACACUCUGCGUUUGGGCCUGACGGCGUACUUUUUCAUUAUUGUCUUGACUGCAGCUCUUCCGGCGUAUUUUUGAAAAGGCUCUGGAAAUCGAGAGACAGCACCGUUUGGAGGAACGCAAAGUUGCGAGAGAGAUUCGCGAAAAGGAGACCCGUCUUCAGAAGUCCAUCUUGGACGAUCUGCAAUAUGCGUAUCCUUUUUUCCUACUCUGUCGACUUAUUGUUCGAUGCUGUCUGACAAACACCCUCUCCCCUCAACUGCAUUGCAAAUUUUCUUUUAAGUCCCAGUAUAUUAGAAGUCUCUUUCUGAAGCGGUGUCUGUUGGGUUCUACUCACCAAGGCCUGAUUUUGGCAACGGCCGAAGUAGCUUAAUGAUCUGUGGAUGGUCAUCUAUCCACAGUCUGUCGCCUUUUACGGAAGAACUUUCGGAAAAAAUUUCUCUCUUGGUCAAAUGCGUUUCUCUCAAUGCAUUUAUAACAGAAUGCUGCAAAACUCUAUGGAUGCAGCGUUUGUGCAUGCAUUGCUGUUCAAGCCUUCAAUUGCGCGCAUUACUUAAAUGUGCGCUCUAAUGUCUUUUCAUUUAGAGCCGAGUACUGCGAAAUAGGCUCGUUGUUUCUCUUCCCAUGUCACCAAGACCUUGACCGGGAAGCUUAAAUUUCCAGUUUCAUUGACCGGAACGUCCCACUUCGACGUUCUUUAUUGGGGGAGCUGGGUGCUAGACUCUAUGCCACGCUCCACCGGCGGAUAUCUUAGCAGUAUCCAUGACUGUUGACAGUGCUGAGUAACUCCCCUUGCCUGUAGCAGUGGUGGAUGGAUGUUUCCAAAUACCAAAUGCAGUCCCCGAGACCUACUGACGUACAGAAUUUCUUGCCUAAAUUAUUCCGAAUUUUGAAAAAGUAGUGUCGAACACCGGAACACUUUGUUUAUUGUCCUGACCUUUCAGACUCGUGCAGAAGUCCAUCGUCAGAGGUAGUAGCAGCAGAACAAGCAACAGUUAUAGGGCAUGUAGGCCAGUCAUCGACCGACGGCGCAAGAUUGGAGAUGAUUACGCAGGGCUCUGUACGCCGGCGCCAGACCGAUAAAUCGAUUGACUGAGUUCUCAUUCGAGGCCGAGGCUUCAAACAAUUCUCGGCCUGUUUUGUUUCCGGCGUGCGCGACUAUUUUGGUGGCCGCGAAGUCAAACUCGUGACACAUUUCAUAGGUGUGGACGGCCACUUGUGAUAAUGCGUCGCCUCGUCACACAGGCAGCUUAUGUUCGUGUAUGCGCGAUCCAAGCAUGUGCCCAAUCUGCCCUGUGUAGUUACAAGGACACGAAAUGCUAUACAAUACUCCAGAUUGCUCUUCAGGCAUUAACCAGUUUCUAAUUUUCAUGACCCUGUUGCGCAUGGUGGCUUUGGGGCAGUGCGCAAUUCGAACACCUAGCUCCGCAGCAAUGCACUCGGUCGCUUCUGAAACGCCCUUUAUGUAUGGCAGAGAAUGUCAUAUCGUCCGUGGUGUUGGCGUUCGAGUCCUCUGGAGGCGACCGCGUAGGCAGCGACUUAUGAAGGCUCAGGGCAAUAAACGAAGUGUUCCGGUGCUCGACCCCUCUUCUUCACUUAUGCAUACACCUGGAACUCGCAAUUUCGCCUUCAUUCUGAAUUUUAUUUUGUCUCGAAAGUUCCUUCCUACUUAGCUGUAAGCGACCGUGUCCAUGGGAACCCCGUCAAGAGUGGUGUUAUCUAAUUCUUUCCUCUUCUCUAGUUCAUUGUAAGGACAGCGAAAGCGAUUUUUAACCUCGAGAAUGCCGUGUUGCGCGCAGUCUUAUACCCAAUCUUUUGUUUAGCAGGCAGACUUGAUCUCCUAGGUGUGAAACCCAACCUAACCACAGAAGAUAUAUCGGCAGUGUCCAUCAAGCCUAACAAGACUUCUAUCAUCCCAUUCGGGUUGGUAAAUUAAAGUAUCUGGGCCUCACUCCGGGCUCUCAGCUGUUAAUAAUCAUGAUAAUUGAGGAUUUAAACUUCGCACCCUUGACACACUUCAUCCAGACACACCGAAAGGAUACGAAUACUGCGGGAGGAAGACCGUAAUCUCCAGCAGAGGAUUCUCCACGAAGAAAAGGAGAACAAGUUGGCAAGUUGA
Molecule: messenger RNA, 7098 nt
Organism: Spirometra erinaceieuropaei
Lineage: Eukaryota; Metazoa; Platyhelminthes; Cestoda; Diphyllobothriidea; Diphyllobothriidae
Source: the annotation of a GenBank genome assembly